AUGGGCAAGAAAAAGUCAAAAAGCGACUACAACGACUUUCUAGAUGGCGAGAAACUACGCGACAACACGGAAAUCAGGACGUCGCUACAAGGAUCUGCAACCCAAGAUUUUUCAUCUGCAUUCACCGGCCAGCAUGCACGGGGAAGCAAGAAGAACGGGAAGGGUGGAGCGAAGAAACCUCCGCUCACCCACUUUUUGUGUCUGCCGCUUGUCACAGACGCCAGCAGGCCGCAGCUCCAAGAAGGACUAGACAAGUUCAAAAAAGACCUAGCAAGCGAUAGUCCAAUACCCAUCAAGGCGGUGCGACCAGUGGGUACACUUCACCUCACACUGGGAGUAAUGAGCCUGGACGCAAAGGAGCUGGAAAAGGCCAAACGGUACCUGGAAGACUUGGACGUGCACAUUCUACUCCGCGAUAUUAGCCACCGUCGCAUAGCAGAAAAAGCCGCUGAAGACGGGAUAAUAGGAGAAAACCUUGUUCCGGCAGCCAUGCCAGAUACCGAUGCCUUGACCAUCAACCUAGAAGCUCUGGUACCGAUGCAAGCACCAAACAAAACGAGUAUCCUCUACGCCGAGCCUCGGGAUCCAACGCAACGUCUACCUUUGUUUGCCUCUGCAUUGAGGGAGCACUUCACAAAAGCAGGACUCCUAGUCGCAGACACAAGGCCGUUGAAGCUCCAUGCUACCAUUAUGAACACAAUCUACGCAAAGCCCAAGCGUGGAAGAGGACGAUCAAAAUCAUCCAAAUUAAAACACGGACUCAAGCAUCUUGAGCAUAAAGUCUCGCCACACCAUCGACACGAUGGCGAUGCCCACCACGACCAAGACGAUGACGAUGAUGAUGCGGCAUCAAUAGUGGGCUCGGUAGAUGGUGAUCAAGACCAAGCACCACCCGCAACAGGCGAAGGCCAUGGUCCCGAUGGAAAGAGCUGGAUGCGAUUCGAUGCGACAAAUCUAAUUGAGAAGUACAAGGGUUUUGUAUGGGCGCGCAAUGUACGCAUAGAUAGAGUUUGCAUUUGCGAAAUGGGUGCGAAGAAGAUUUGGAGUGGGUCGCAUGAGGGUGACGGAGAGAUUUUGGAUGAACAGUACAAAGUUGUUGCUAUGAAGGGGAUAUUUGAGUGA
Bipolaris oryzae ATCC 44560 is the source of this 1122-nucleotide messenger RNA. RefSeq lists its product as uncharacterized. Gene Ontology annotation, biological process: DNA alkylation repair; regulation of DNA-templated transcription. Gene Ontology annotation, cellular component: nucleus. The coding region runs from base 1 to 1122 and encodes 373 amino acids. The transcript has a single exon. The record is from RefSeq and is a predicted model, not a curated record. Lineage: Eukaryota; Fungi; Ascomycota; Dothideomycetes; Pleosporales; Pleosporaceae.